AUGUUCUUGAGGUUUGUCAUAAGAAAGACAGCAAUUACAAUUGGAAAACGCAACAUGUCAAUGGAAGCUAAGUUCGAGCCAUUAUUCAAGAAAAUUGAUGAGCUAAAGCCAAGAUUUAUUGAUCGUCUGGCUAAGGCCAUUGAGAUCCCGGCAGUUUCAUCGGAUGAAAGUCUGAGACCGGCAGUCGUGAAGAAAGCACACUAUAUCGCUGAUGAAUUGAAGAAACUGGGGUUUACAGAUAUUCAGAUGAAGGAAUUGGGGACUCAACCCCCUCCUGUUAAUGAUCCCAACCUGCAGCUUCCUCCUGUUAUUUUAUCGCGUUAUGGUACUGACGCCAAUAAGAAAACUAUUCUCAUUUAUGGUCACUACGACGUGCAACCUGCAGCUUUGGAGGAUGGCUGGGAUACAGAUCCCUUCAAGCUAGUCAUUGAUGAACAGAAACAAUUGAUGAGGGGAAGGGGUGUCACCGACGACUCUGGUCCGCUUAAAGGGUGGCUGAAUGUGGUUGAAGCGCACAGAGAGCUGGGUUUUGAUCUACCAGUCAACCUAGUUACCUGUUUUGAGGGAAUGGAAGAGUCUGGAUCUGUUGGUUUGGACACAUUAAUCGCCGAAGAGGCCGACAAAUACUUCAAAGACGUGGACACAGUAUGCAUUUCCGAUAACUAUUGGCUUGGAACUAAGAAACCAGUGUUGACAUAUGGUUUGAGGGGCUGUAACUAUUAUCAAGUCACAAUUGAGGGCCCUGGCGCUGAUUUACACUCUGGUAUUUUCGGAGGGGCCAUUGCCGAGCCCAUGGUUGAUUUAGUACAGGUCCUCAGUUCUCUGGUAGAUAGUAAGGGUAAGAUUUUGAUAGACGGCGUAAUGGACAUGGUCGCACCUGUCACUGAGAAGGAAAAAGAGUUAUAUGAGAAAAUCGAUUUUUCACUAGACGAGAUGAACGCUGCUUCAGGAUCUGAAACUUGCUUGUAUAAAAACAAGUCAGAUAUUCUAAUGCACAGAUGGAGAUUCCCAUCUCUGUCAAUUCAUGGCGUCGAAGGUGCAUUUUCGGCUCAAGGUGCGAAAACUGUCAUCCCUGCCAAGGUUACAGGGAAAUUCUCCAUUAGAACAGUGCCUGACAUGAACUCUGAUAAGCUUGACAAGCUUGUUAUUGAGCACUGCCAAAAAGCGUUUUCAGCCUUGGGGUCUCCUAACAAAUGCAAAGCGGAGCUCAUUCACAAUGGUGACUACUGGAUUUCCGAUCCUUUUAAUGCCUCUUUCACUGCAGCAGCCCAAGCGACCAAGACCGUGUACGGUGUCGAACCAGACUUCACUAGAGAGGGAGGCUCCAUUCCAAUCACCUUGACCUUUGAAAAAGAACUAAAAACGAACUGUAUGCUCCUACCAAUGGGGAGAGGUGACGACGGUGCUCAUUCCAUUAAUGAAAAGCUUGAUUUAAGUAACUACUUUGGUGGAAUGAAGACCAUGGCCGCAUACUUGCAUUAUUAUGCGGCGGCUGAGGGAAAAUAA
Messenger RNA from Lachancea fermentati, 1506 nucleotides. The record is from the annotation of a GenBank genome assembly. NCBI's taxonomy places the organism in Eukaryota, Fungi, Ascomycota, Saccharomycetes, Saccharomycetales, Saccharomycetaceae.